AUGGCGGCGUCGACGGCGGAGACGAGAGAUUCACCGAGAACGCGCCUUUUGGAGUCUGGGUACGCGUCGGACGACGAUGUGGACGGCGGGCGGGAUGCGCGUGAGGCGAGAGAGGAGCGAGGUGGGGCGGUGUCGAGGCGUAAAACGUUCGCGGCGAGAACGCAUUCGCUCUAUCUCGGGCUCGAGCUCGAGCGCGCGGACGAAGAAGAGGAGUGCGAGUCGUUAGAUUUUCACGACGUCGACUCACACUGGGCGAGACGAUCGCGCGGACGCUUCCCACGCGGUUGGGCGAAGUGGAUCGUCGCAGCCGUGAUCGGGGUGAUCGUCGGUCUCAUCGCUUUCGCGAUCGACGUCGCGGUUUCGGCUCUCUUCCGCGGUCGUCGAGCGUUGUUUGAGUUGUGUCGCGACCGAGUACAUCUGGCACUCGCCGUGUUCGCGCACAUCGCCCUGGGCGUGGUAACCGCGGCGUUCGCCGGACUGCUCACGGUUUACAUGUCACCGAGUGCAAAAGGUUCGGGUGUACACUACGUGAUGGCCGUUUUGAACGGUGUGCACGUGCCCAAAGCAUUCGACGGCUUGACGCUGGUGGUGAAAUCGAUCGGAACGAUUUUCGCCGUUGGAUCAGGUCUGAUGAUUGGCCCAGAAGGACCGCUCGUUCACAUUGGUGCGGCGAUUGCGAUGCAAUUCACACACGGUGGUUCAUUUGGAAUGGCUGAGCUUUUUCGCUCCGACGAAGACAGGAGCGAUUUCAUAUCAGCGGGCGUCUCCGCCGGACUCGGGGCGGCGUUCGGAGCACCGAUCGGCGGAGUUUUGUUCUCGCUCGAAGAAGCGUCUUCGUUUUGGCGUGAAUCAACGACACAGCGGGCCCUGUUCUCGUCCACCAUCGCAACUUUUGUCUUGAGCGUGUGUCGAGCCGUUAUGAGUGGCUCCGCUGUGAAAGAACACACCGCCAUGAAGCAACCCGGCUUGAUUGCACUCGGAGAGUUUGACGCGACCUACUACCUGGUUGAAAUGCCGUUUUUUGGAGCGCUCGCGGGCGUGUGUGGAGUGAUCUCGGGUCUCAUUACGAAACUGAUCGUCGUUCUAUCGGAAUUCGCGCCGAUUCGGAAUUCGCAUCGAUUCGCACAAGUUGUCGUCGUCACCGCGGCUACGCUCGGGGCAUUUUACCUCGCCGCCGCCGCUGGGUCGUGCGUGAAGACAUCUCCUGAUGAGACGACGAAAUGGAGCGAAGCAUCGAUUCGUCUGUGGUGCAAACCGGGUGAGUACGCCGACGUGGGAUCGAUUUUGCUCGCGAACAAGCAAGACGUCAUCUCUUGGGUGCUCGGCGCCCCCGCCAACGCUCACGCAGCUCACGCUCUUCUCGUUGCGUUCUUCGUCACGCUGUUUGGCAUGGUGAGCGCGGCGAAUCUCUUUGUCCCGGCAGGUUUGUUCAUGCCAACGAUUCUCUGGGGUGGUUUACUCGGUAGAUUCACCGCGAUUCUAGUCGAGCGUUCUCUCUCGCCGCUUGGCGGAGAAAUAAAGUGCAACCACCACGCGUACGCUCUCGUCGGUUCGGCGGCCGCGCUCGCUGGGACGUUCAGAGCAACCGUAUCGGUUGUCAUCAUCUUGUUGGAAGGAGUCGGGAAAAGCGCUUUUCUGUUUCCACUGCUCACCGCGGUCGCGUGUUCAAACUUCACUCGAAGGAUGUUCGGAGCGAGCCUGUACGUGGAGCAACUCCGUCAAGCAAAAAUCCCAUUCUUGCACACGAAACCGCCAAAAUCGCUCGACGACACGCUUUGUGCUUCGGAUAUAUGCUCACGAGACAUCGUGUACUUUCGCACGAUUGAAAAAGUUGGCGUCAUCGAGGACGCGCUCGCGAACACGAGGCACAACGGUUUUCCCGUAUGCAGCUCAAAGUCAAAGCGAGUCCUUGGCGUCGUGCUUCGCAAGCAGCUGCUCGUGCUCCUGUCCAGACGCGCCUUCGUGGAGAAUCUCGUUCACGCACCUCGAGCAGAGGACGGUUUGGCCGAUGAAUCCGUUCUCGGAGGUCGAACGCCCGACGACGUCGUCAGCCUACGAGUCGCCGAGUAUUGCAAGGAACUGAGUCGCGUCAUGCGACGAUAUCACAACCGCGGCACCGACGACGAUCGUCACGGUCGUCGAGCGACCUCAUCCAUCAUCGCCAUGCUCGGUCUCACCGACGUCGAACGCGAGCGCAGAUGCGAUUUGGGCGUCUUCAUGCAGCUCGCUCCGCCCACGACGCGCGCCGACGCGAGCGCCCGCGCGGCGUGGGAAACCUUCACUCGACUCUCGCUCCGUCACCUCCCCGUCGUCGCCGACGACGACCGCGGCGCCGUGAUCGGCGUGAUUACCAGAAUCGAUCUCAUCGUCGCCGCCGCCCGUCGUCCAUCGACGCACGACGGCGACGGCGACGACGACGACGACGACGACGGCGUCUGA
This is a messenger RNA of Ostreococcus tauri, 2439 nucleotides long. Its product is annotated as Chloride channel, voltage gated. NCBI's taxonomy places the organism in Eukaryota, Viridiplantae, Chlorophyta, Mamiellophyceae, Mamiellales, Bathycoccaceae. The transcript has a single exon. Gene Ontology annotation, molecular function: voltage-gated chloride channel activity. Gene Ontology annotation, biological process: chloride transport; transmembrane transport. Bases 1 to 2439 code for a protein of 812 amino acids. Gene Ontology annotation, cellular component: intracellular membrane-bounded organelle; membrane. The record is from RefSeq and is a predicted model, not a curated record.